AUGACAGUCAGAGGCUUGAGGAGGAUGGGGGAGUCUCAAACUGCUGACGUCCCCCACGCUCUGGACAGGGCCCUAAUUGAUCACUCGUCCAGGAGCAAAGAGGAUAGAGAAAAGGAGAAAGAGGGGGGAGGGUUAAUGGGGGGGGGGAUGGUGGGCCCGUCCCGAGUAAUUCAUCCGAUUUAUGAGGGACAGAGACUGGAGCGAUGGGGCGCCAGAUCCAGACCGCAAUCAGAGGCCAGGGCACUGAAUCACGGCACGCAAAGAGCCACGACCGGAAUAAACAAAAAUUAG
Knipowitschia caucasica is the source of this 291-nucleotide messenger RNA. NCBI's taxonomy places the organism in Eukaryota, Metazoa, Chordata, Actinopteri, Gobiiformes, Gobiidae. The record is from the annotation of a GenBank genome assembly.